Drosophila arizonae is the source of this 3056-nucleotide messenger RNA. RefSeq names its product Syntrophin-like 1 (gene Syn1). Gene Ontology annotation, cellular component: intracellular anatomical structure; dystrophin-associated glycoprotein complex. Gene Ontology annotation, molecular function: structural molecule activity; protein binding. Lineage: Eukaryota; Metazoa; Arthropoda; Insecta; Diptera; Drosophilidae. The record is from RefSeq and is a predicted model, not a curated record.
CCUCAGUCGCUGUUCAUUUUCUAACGGUAACGGGUUUGCUGCGCGUCGUUUAAGCUAAAGCUUGCGUCGCCGUUGCCGCCGUAGCUUUCUGCUACACAAACAAUAAUAAUAAAAAAAAGCGCUAGACGAAAUAAUAAUAGUUAAUAAUUGGCUGCCAUUGUUGUUUCAGCUACUGUUAUUCUGCCUGUUUCCAGUGGUUAUUUAAAGUAAAUAGAUUUGUUAUCAGUCAAAUAUAAGCAAAACCGAACAGUGCCAUAAAAAUAAAAAUAAUUUUACAACGAAAAUCCUUAGUACACACACUCACACAGAGACGCACAAGUCGCGUGCUGUGACUGUGUGCGUGAGUGUAUAGAAAUGCUUCAGUGCAGCAAGUUUUAGCGCAUGCGCCUUCGUCUCCCCCCCUUUAGUAAGUCGCUGCCAAGUUUUUGCAUUAAUUGUUUUCCGUCGAGCCAAAAAGCAUUUAAAUUUACCAACACCAGCACUGCGAGCGGAGAAGCUAAGAUUCCAAACGCGCUGCAAUGUAGAUUGUUCUGCCCGGCAACCAUUGUAAGCUAGCAUCAUGGUGGAAUCGUCGAGUUUGGGGCGUGCGCCGCCAGCGGCACAGCAGCCCAUACCGCAGCAGCACUCGCCGUCGCCGUCGGGAAUGCGCUGCGGCAAUCUGGAGACGCGCGUGCGUGGCUCCUGGUAUCGAGUGAUGGUGACGCUGGAAACGGAUUUCCUGGCCGUUAGCUUGGAUGAGUCGUGCGACUCGACGAAUCAUGCCAGCGACGGUCAAUCCACAACACUCAACGGCACGCUGGGAAGCAAUCACAGCGGCGGAGGAGGCGCCAGUCAGAAUGGAACGCUGCCCAGCUCCGCCUCGUUACAGGGCAUGGUGGUUCAGGACACGGAGCUGGAUGGCUCUGUGGGCACUGGCACCGGCAGCAACGACAACGGCGACCUUUGCCUGAACAACAACAAUAAUGCGGACGCCGGCGGCCUGGAUAUGUGCGAUGUACCUGACCAUGUGGCCAAUCAGAAGCGCCAUGUGCGCAUCAUCAAGUCGGACAACAACGGCCUGGGCAUAUCCAUCAAGGGCGGCCGCGAGAAUCGCAUGCCCAUCCUCAUCUCAAAGAUCUUUCGGGGCAUGGCCGCCGACCAGGCCAAGGGCCUCUACGUGGGCGAUGCCAUACUCACCGUGAACGGCGAGGAGCUGCGCGACGCCACCCACGACGAGGCGGUGCGUGCUCUCAAGCGUGCCGGCCGUGUCGUGGACCUGGAAGUUAAAUUUCUGCGCGAGGUGACGCCCUAUUUUCGCAAGGCGAGCAUUAUAUCUGAGGUGGGCUGGGAGCUGCAGCGCGCGUUCCUUUGCCCACUGGGUCCGGGCGCGCCCACAUCUCCGCCAGCGCCGACGCCCAAGACAACGCCGCGUGCCGACACGCGCUACAUCCCGUUGCAGCUGACGCAUCUGGCGCGCAAUCUCAAGUACAUCGAUCCGGAGAACCGCUGCCUGGAACUCCAUUCGCCGGAUGGCGUGCACUCGUGCAUCCUGCGUGCGGCCGACUCCGCGGAAGCUUUGGUCUGGUUCAAUGCGCUCCACUCGGCCAUGAGCAGCAGCACGCAGCGCUCCCUGCUCGAGGCGAAUCGUGCGCUCUCGGCGCUCAUCGGGGAGCUCAAGCACAUUGGCUGGCUUAGCAAGCGCCUAAGUGGAGGCGGUGGCAGCUCUGGCAGCGCCGGCGGCGGCGGAGGCAGCGGCGCAGCCAGCGGCGGCAGUGGCACAUCCACCAGCGGAGGCGUCGCCGGCGAGGUGGUAAGUCCGAGCGGACGGUCCAGCUCGGAGAGCUCUGACGAGAGCGACAAAUGGCUGCCCAUUUUCGUGGCAGUCACCGAGCGGGAGUUUCGGGUCUACGAGAGCGCGCCCUGGUCCGUGGAAGCCUGGAGUCGUCCCGUGGAGAGCUAUGCGCUGGCCACAACCCGCCUGGCCGGCGCUGGCAACAACUCGUCCCUAAAUGGCCAGCAGACAACGGUGUUUUGCGUGCGGUGCGGCACGGCGCGGGGCGUCCUGGUCUAUUGGCUGCGCUCGGAGACGCACCGCGACAUGGCUGCGUGGGCGCGUGCUCUGGUCCAGGGCUCCCAUCAGGCGGUCAAUUUGCAGCGGGAGUUCUCCUUUCGCUGCCUCUACCAGGGCAGGCAGUGUCAAUUGGUUGUGCACAUAAAUCGCGGCUUCUUCUUAUACGACUGCGGCGGCUUCGCCUCGUCCACGCCCACAGCGGCGUCGGCGACCACCAAGACGCAGCUCUGGCAGUUCGCCUUCGAUAAGUUGAAAGGAUCCGCGGACGAUGGCGCCCGCAUGUUGUAUUUGGACUUUGGCGAGGAUGGCGAAAUCGAACUGGACAUGGAAUGCUGCCCCAAGCCCGUUGUAUUCGUCGUGCACAAUUGCCUGUCGGCGAAGGUGCACAAUAUUGCCUAGGAGGCCUUGGCCAGUUGGAGCAGCUGCUCCCAGCAAGCAUCAGAGGGAAUAGUUUGGAAAUAUCUAAAACCCAAAAUAAAAUAAAUCAAUUACAUUUUUUUAAUUUUAUAUAAAUAUUAUGCUCUGUAGACGAAGAGAGUGAAUUUAACAGUUUUCAUUGAAGUAUUAAGAGAUUUGUUCGCUUGAGAGGAUUACCUGGCCAGCAGCAGAUGGCGAGUGCGAGUGAGCAUUAUGUGCUUCCCGAUGGCUAUUGGGCUAUUUGUAAGGUUAGCAGAAACGAAACAGAAACAGAAACUGAACACAAAGCAAAAAGUAGAAUCUUUCGAGGGGAGAACUAAAUCGAAUACCGACAAGCACAAACCAAAACAUUUUUACAUUGUAAGUAGACGUAAAUUCAUUUUAUACGGACGUGUGUCAUAUACACACUGAUAAUAUAUACCAUCUAAAUACAAAGCAAAGAAAUUAAAAUUACAAUUAAAUCCAAUUUGAAAACGAAUAUCUAAAUGCAAAUCUGAUAUAUUGAUAUAUUGAUAUAUUCAAUACACACACACACACAAGUUGAACAAUAAUUAUCGUAAUUGUACUUAACUAAUUGUAUCUUGUAUCU